Molecule: messenger RNA, 1134 nt
Organism: Colletotrichum scovillei
Lineage: Eukaryota; Fungi; Ascomycota; Sordariomycetes; Glomerellales; Glomerellaceae
Product: LysM domain-containing protein
Exons: 5
Coding region: 1-1134 (377 amino acids)
Source: RefSeq, a predicted model, not a curated record
AUGACGGGAACCGUCGAGGACUCUGCAACAACCCUACCUGACAAUGUCUGGACGGCUCCGACUCCCACGACGACCCUUCUUCCUGUCGCUACCGGAACAAGGAAGGAUUGCUAUCACUAUCUAACGGGAGAUGACUGGCAAAAAGACAUGACCGGAAUGUACUUGGCUUCCAACUGCGCUCUUGCCGCCGAGGUCUUUGAUGUUACUCUAGAAGACCUCGAGGUCUGGAACCCGAUCCUCGGAAACGCAUCUGAUGCCAGAUGCUCAUUUGAGAGCGGCUUCCGCUAUUGUGCGAAAUGGUACACUGGGUCGAAGAAAUUCACAGACCCGGAUCCGCUGGACUCAAGCUUACCGGCUAGGGAUGGAAUGACAGAAAACUGCACGCAAAUUGUUGAGGUAGACGCCAACGGUAGUCCAUCAUGUUCGGAGAUAUUGAGUGAAUGGUCUCUGACCAUCGCUCAAUUCUACGACUGGAACCCAAGCGUAGGUCCAGAGUGCGUGCUAUAUCGAAAAAUUAGGGAAACUAAUGCUUAUACAGGGUACUACUACUGCAUUAGAACCUCGGAUUUCGUGGAACCGUCAGCGACAGCAACCAUUGUGACUUCAACGUCAGCUGUGGCUUCGUCAACCGCAGGCCCAACACCUCCCGCAGCAACGCACGAAGGCCAGCCAUCUAAUUGCAACAAGUGGCACGUGGUCACUGGCGGCGAUUGCUCCACGGUUGAGGCGGAGUACGGUCUCACGCAUGCCCAGUUCCUGGCGCUCAACCCUGCUGUAUCAGAGGACUGUCUCACAAACUUCUGGGGUGGUUACGCGUACUGUGUCGGCACGAGCGGCAGCGCGACUACCACCGGCGGCUCGGGGAUAACCUCCACCUCAGCUCCAUUAUCCACUCCGACCCCCACCAACGGCCCCGUAGCGGCUCCGUCGCCGAACCAGGCGGGCAACGCGAUCGCAACGUGCAAUGAGUAUGCCCAAGCUCCGUCAAGAGACUGGUGUUCGGCCUUCAUCGAGAGGUACGGUCUUGCGGCUGCAGACUUUUACAGUUGGAAUACGGUACUAGGGACCGACGGCGCAAACUGUGGUACCAGCUUCUGGGGGACUUAUUGGUACUGCAUUGGUGUGGCGGCGUAA